Messenger RNA from Sebastes umbrosus (honeycomb rockfish), 4314 nucleotides. It is a transcript of the gene clip3, whose product is annotated as CAP-GLY domain containing linker protein 3. Gene Ontology annotation, biological process: cytoplasmic microtubule organization. NCBI's taxonomy places the organism in Eukaryota, Metazoa, Chordata, Actinopteri, Perciformes, Sebastidae. Gene Ontology annotation, cellular component: microtubule plus-end; nucleus; cytoplasm. The record is from RefSeq and is a predicted model, not a curated record. Gene Ontology annotation, molecular function: microtubule plus-end binding.
GAGAGAGGUGGACAGGCAGUAGGAGAGAGAGAGAGACAGAGAGAGAGACAUACAGAGCAUCAGUGUUGUUCCUGCUGUGGAUCAGAGAGCAGCAGAGAGACUCAUCACUGAACAACCAGCAGCUUGUUUUCAGGCCCAGCUGCAGCGUCCCUCACCAUGACUAAAGAGGAGAACCUGGAGGUGCAGGAGAAGGAGAGGCACGACCGGGAGGAGCAGGAGGAGGGCCGGGUCCAGAAAGACGAGGAGGCGGCUCUGACCGAGGAGGAGGAAGAGGAAGAAGAGGAGGAGGAAUAUGAGCUAGAAGAGGAAAAGGAGGGCGAGGAGAGGGCGGAGGCGGAGGAUGAAGAGGAGGAGGACGAGCAGGAGGAGGAGAGAGAGGAGCGGGAGGGAGAGGAGGAGGAGGAGCCACUGACCGGCGGCCGGGAGUGUGACGCCGAGCCGGAGCCCGAGCCACUGUCGGUGUCCGAGUACCAGAGUCCGGUUCACGAGCCGCGUCGCCGGGCCAUGGUGCACCCCUCCGCCCAGGCACCGCUGCCCAAAGACUACACCUUCACCUUCUUCGACCCCAACGACCCGGCCUGUCUGGAGAUCCUCAUGGACCCUCGGACCACCAUCCCGGAGCUGUUUGCCAUCGUGCGUCAGUGGGUUCCCCAGGUGCAGCACAAGAUCGACGUCAUCGGCAACGAGAUUCUGAAGCGUGGUUGCCACGUGAACGACCGCGACGGUUUGACGGACAUGACGCUGCUUCACUACAGCUGUAAGGCCGGAGCACAUGGAGUCGGUGACCCGGCGGCGGCGCUGCGUCUCAGCAGCCAGCUGAUUGCUCUGGGCGCCGACGUGAGUCUGAGGAGCCGCUGGACCAACAUGAACGCUCUGCACUACGCCGCCUACUUCGACGUCCCAGAACUGAUCCGAGUCCUGCUCAAAGGCAUUAAACCCAGAGUGUUGAACUCCACCUGCAGUGAUUUCCACUACGGCACGGCGCUCCACAUCGCCGCCUCCAACCUCUGUCUGGGUGCAGUCAAAUGUCUGCUGGAGCACGGGGCCAACCCCAUCGUCCGGAACGAUAAGGGCCAGGUUCCCGGGGAGGUGGUUCCCGACCCGAUGGACAUGAGUCUGGACAAGGCGGAGGCCGCCAUGGUGGCCAAAGAGCUGAAGCAGCUGCUGCUGGACGCCGUCCCUCUGAGCUGCAACCUUCCCAGAGCCACGCUGCCCAACUACGACAACAUCCCUGGAAACCUGAUGCUGACCUCGCUGGGCCUGAAGCUGGGGGAGCGCGUGAUGCUGGAAGACAUGAAGGCCGGCACUCUGAGGUUUUGUGGCACUACAGAGUUCGCCAGCGGCCAGUGGGUCGGCGUGGAGCUCGACGAGCCGGAGGGGAAGAACGACGGCAGCGUGGGCGGCGUCCGCUACUUCAUCUGCCCUCCUAAACUCGGGAUUUUUGCUCCGGUGUCAAAGAUUUCCAAAGCCGUGGAGCAGGCACCUUCAUCCGUCACCUCCACCCCCAGAACCCCCCGCAUGGACCUGGCCUCACGCCUCACUGGGAAGACCAAGAAGGAGAAGAAGGAGAAGGAGAAGGAGAGAGAGAAAGCCCAGAAGAAGAAGUCAUCAGUCGCCAGUCUGGAUCCGGAGGGACUGAACGUGGAAGUCGGAGACCAGGUUCUGGUCGCCGGACAGAAAAACGGCGUCGUCCGCUUCUACGGCAAGACGGACUUCGCUCCAGGUUACUGGUUCGGUAUCGAGUUGGACAAUGCGACGGGGAAACAUGACGGCUCGGUGUUCGGAGUCCGCUACUUCAGCUGCCUGCCCAAAUACGGAGUAUUUGCUCCGCCCUCCCGCGUCCAGAGAAUCGGAGGCCCUAAAGAAGGCUCACAGAAUGACAACUCCAUGGUGAAGAAAGUCCACCAAGUCACCAUGUCGCAGCCGAAGCGUAACUUCAACACGAUGCGUUCUCCUAAAGACCUGACGUCUGAGAGCUCAAUAUCCAGGUUGCUGUUCUGCUGUUGGUUCCCGUGGAUGCUGCGUGCUGAGAUGCAGUCCUAACCUCGCCCUCCCUCCUUCCUCCUCCUCCUCCUCCUUGACUCCUCCACCGGAUCGAUCUCUUCUCUCCAUCUUUUUACUUUUACUGCUUUCCUCUCUCUUUCUCUCUCUCUCUCUCUCUCGUCGUCAGUCACGUAGUGAUAAAACUCCCCCCCGUCCCUUCUUCUUCUCUCUCUUAAUCUCAGCCCAGAAUCCCUCUAAUUUAGCCGUUCUAUAGCAACAUCUAUAGUGCCUUGUAUCUGAUCAAAAUGUCCUGCAUUCCUUUAAUGAAACUGAGCUAAAGCAACCCCCCCCCCCCGAAAAUAUUCUCUCAUCGUUUAGUUUCACCGCAUCAUCACGUCGUCCCGGCUUUGUCCACGUCGUGUCUUCAUCAGGUUGUGCUGCUGCAUGUUUUGUUUUCGCUGCUGCUCGAUUUGGGUCUCAACAGAUGUGGAGGUUGGCACCAGCUAGAGCUUCAAAUUAGGAAAUUAAUGCCGACGUUUUGAGUCGUGGUUUGCAGCUCACAAAUGUAUGCAUACUCGUAAAAUACUUUGCCAAACGGAUGCCACGAUUGUACAUUAUUCUGAGUCCUGAGACUCAUCAAUCUGCAUCUCAAUUGAAGCGUAGAAAAUGCUUUGUUUAUUUGUGGUGAUGGAUCCAGAUCCGGCUGCUGCUUCCUCACCUGAGAACCAAGACCUCAAUCCUCUAGAAACCUUUAUAACUCUAGACCAUGUGUGUGUGUGUGUGUGUGUGUGUGUGUCACCUGCAUGCUUUAAUCUCAGAUGUCAAACUGAAAACAGGGUUAAUUAAAUCAGCUGCUGACUUUAUAGUAUUUCAUCAUCGUGUUACAGUCAGUUUGUUAUCUUACGACUGUGGUUCUUGGUCUCUAUGAAAUGUCUCCUGCUCUGUAGUUAAUGUGGAUGCCAACGUUUUUAUUACAACAAAUCUGAACGAACAGCUGGAUUUAACUUUUUGCUUCAUCACUUUAUUCUGUGUUCAGACCAAGAAAGAAGCAAAUUUUCGCCUGGCUUUACUCGCACGAGUUGGACCGCCAAGAUAAUUUGUCGAGAAGGAACUUUCUUGGGACUUUUUUCUGACUUUUUUUUAGAACAUUUCUUUGGACAUUUUUUCGGACAACUUUUGGACAUUUUUGGGGAUUUUUUUGGACAUUUUUUUCAAACUUUCUUGGGACUUGUUUUGGACAGGAGGAAGAUCUCAACGCUGAGAGGCUUUCACCACACAGCGGCACGCCAAUAUUUCGCUUGAUUUGAAAUAUUUCAACUCCAGCGAAUGAUGCGACCUGAACAUGCGUAAUUCGCGCCGCUCUAGUCGCCUCUUUGCGUUGACUCUGUACGUAAUCACACUGCGUGAAAAGUUUGCUUCGCUCUUGGUGUGAACACAGCGUAAGAAAAAGAAAAAAAUAUUCAGUUUAUUUAGUCGUUAAUAGAUGAAAUACUGUUAGACGCCUUAGAACAACUGUCAUUAUUAAUCAGUGUAUUGCCAUCUAUAGUUAGAGUUAAAUUAUUAUUAUAUUAAAUCUUAUAAAGAGCUGCAAUCAUAAUCUGUCGUUAACCAAAAGUGCUAACAGACCCAAAACGAUGACUUUCUUUGAUGCAACUUAAAAAUCAAAAAAUUGUUUUCUCCCGCCCCGCUAACUGUGAUAUUAAUGUUUUUGUGUUGCUGAUUUUGAAGUUAAUGUGAUCUAUUUAAUCAGUUGGGAGUCAGAUGUACAUCAUCAAAUCUCCUCCAUCAAACAUCCAUCUCCUCCAUCUUGAGCUGUUUAAUUCCCCAACACACAGAUUUAACCCCUAAACUCUCCAGAGAGUCCGUGACACUUGUAAGAGUUUUCCUCUCUGCUUCUCUUCCCUUCUCUUCUCUCAUCCCUCUUUCUCCACUUAAAUAAGACUUUGCUUCCUUUUUGUGAACGUGAGCAUCUGCAAAAAAGACAAAACACAAGUUAAAUCUAAACGUACGUGUUUGCUUGAUGUUAAAAAUCUCUCUCGAAGUAACUGAAAAGAGCAAUAUGUAAACCUAUCUCUCUGUUCCUGUGUUAAUGUCUCUACACUCUGUAAGCACACUGAUAAUACUCAGAGAUGAACACGCUCACGUGAUGCUCCAACAGCCGAGGCCGACGGAGACGAGAUGCUCAGACAACAAAAAGUGUUCAUACAGACGAGGAAAAUAAAUCAAUCUGUGGAGGCAGAUUUACACCUCAGUGGCCGGUUGAGUCAAAACUUCAAUAGCCAGAGAGAGUUUUUGUUGUGAUUUUUCACUUUUUCUUUCAAUGAAGUGAUU